CAACCGACAACAAGUUUGGAGUUAAUUUUUUGAAUUUAGAAGCAUAGGAAAAAAUAUAUUUUAUAGGUUAACGCGGGCUAUCACUUAUCACUGCGGCAUUUUAACUUUUUAAAAUAAAUACAAUACGGCACCUAGUGCCUACCAUUUUCAGGACACACUCUUAUCAUCACAACUCGUAUGCUUUAUCUAAAUUAUUGUAAAGGAUAAUAUUAGGUAUACCUCAGGCUUCACGGUUGUAAAUCUUUAUUAGAGUAGACAUUUAAUACGAAUUACGAUGAAUGUUUUAUGAUUGAGGUUAGGUAUCCUUUUUACUUAGAAUAUGAAAAACUAUUGUAAUUUUAUGCAACAAAAAAAAAUUUUCUUCCAAUUACUAAGAUAACACUAAUUUCUUCCGGCUAGUUCAAAUUAGUUAAGCUAUGCAUUUAUAGUUAAAUAAUAUCUUGUGUUUAAAAGUAAAGCAAUAUGUUUGGCGGGAGCAAUCCAAACAAGGACCUAGAGGUAGUUUCACCACCAGAGGAUACUGUCUCUGCAUUAAAGUUCUCACCACCUGCCAUACCACAAACUUUUCUCGCAGCAGGCAGCUGGGAUUCCCAGGUGCGGAUAUGGGAGGUGGAGCAGUCAGGAAAGACAGUUCCUAAAGCAGCUCAAACAUUAGGUGGUCCUGUACUAGAUGUUGCCUGGCUUGAUGAUGGUUCUAAAAUAUUCAUGGCUUCAACAGACAAGAGUGUCAAGUGCUGGGACCUGGCCGCCAAUACUGCUGUGCAGGUGGCGGCUCACGACGCGCCAGUCAAGACAUGCCACUGGGUAAAGGCGCCCAACUACACCUGCCUCAUGACAGCCUCCUGGGAUAAGACACUCAAGUUCUGGGACUCGCGCACCUCGGUGCCCAUAAUGGCGAUCAAUCUGACGGAGCGCUGCUACUGCGCGGACGUGGAGUACCCGCUCGCCGUCGUUGGGCUGGCCGACCGAGCAAUCUGCCUGUACUCACUAGAGGGCAAACCCUCUGAGGUGAAGCGCGUGGAUUCACCGCUCAAGUACCAGCACCGCUGCGUGGCUGUGUUCCGCGAUAAGAAGACCAAGCAGCCGGCUGGCUUCGCUCUGGGCAGCGUCGAAGGUCGCGUGGCCAUCCAGUACGUGAACCCAGCCAACCCUAAGGACAACUUCACCUUUAAGUGCCACCGUUCCGCAGGCUCGACGGGCAAUUUCCAGGACAUCUAUGCAGUAAACGACAUAGCUUUCCACCCAGUUCAUAGCACACUGGCCACAGUGGGCUCCGAUGGUUCUUACUCCUUCUGGGACAAAGAUGCCCGAACCAAGCUUAAGUCUUCAGAGACCAUCGACCAGGCCCUCACCAAAUGCGCCUUCAAUCACACUGGUCAAAUUUUUGCAUAUGCAGUUGGAUAUGACUGGUCAAAGGGACAUGAGCACUAUAACUCUGCCAAGAAGCCCUACAUCUAUCUGAGGCCGUGCUUUGACGAUCUGAAACCUCGUUCCACAUGAAUGGUGUGAACAAUGUGAGCAAUCUACAACAAAGGUACAGACUGCUAGUGAUACUACUUAUGUUUAAGUGAAAUAAAUAUUUUUACUAG
Leptidea sinapis is the source of this 1589-nucleotide messenger RNA. RefSeq names its product protein Rae1 (gene Rae1). The record is from RefSeq and is a predicted model, not a curated record. Gene Ontology annotation, molecular function: RNA binding; ubiquitin binding. The transcript has 8 exons. Gene Ontology annotation, biological process: RNA export from nucleus; transcription-dependent tethering of RNA polymerase II gene DNA at nuclear periphery. Bases 463 to 1500 code for a protein of 345 amino acids. Lineage: Eukaryota; Metazoa; Arthropoda; Insecta; Lepidoptera; Pieridae. Gene Ontology annotation, cellular component: nuclear pore.